Perca fluviatilis (European perch) is the source of this 1606-nucleotide messenger RNA. RefSeq names its product ganglioside induced differentiation associated protein 2 (gene gdap2). The record is from RefSeq and is a predicted model, not a curated record. The transcript is spliced from 13 exons. NCBI's taxonomy places the organism in Eukaryota, Metazoa, Chordata, Actinopteri, Perciformes, Percidae. Bases 290 to 1606 code for a protein of 438 amino acids.
UACUCAAGCUAAACUGACGUUGCAGCAAAAAGCACCUAGCAUACUGGCUAAAUGUGUAAACCUGGUUGACUGGCACUUUUAAACUUAAUUUAUGACCGCUUUUGUGAUUACUUUGCUCGCUAGUAUGAGGAUUCAGUGGAACGACGAUGCCUCCUGAGUCUAAACAUUGUCGUGUCAAGAUUUAUUAAUUAUUUCUUUGAAUUUUGGACAUCACAACUGCUGGAGGAAAUACAACUGGCGAGCGCGGCUGCUUGGAGUUCCAGCGUCAGCCUGUAGUGCCAGAGGUGGGAUGGAUCCUCUGGGUGCUCGCUCCCAGUUCGUGGACAUCCAGAAUCUCCCCACGUGGCAGCAGCAGCUGGAUGAGGAUGGCGAGGAGACACCGCUGGAGCAGAGUGACAGCCUGCUCAGCCAGCAGGCCUUCCCCUCGCCUUUCCCCUUCAGACCAGACAUCAACCGCAAGAUCAUCCUCUUCUGUGGUGACAUCGCCCUGCUGAACUGCACCGCCAUCUUGAACACCAGCAACGAGUCGCUAAACGACAAGAACCCGGUGUCUGACAGCGUCCAUCAGCUGGCAGGGCCCGAGCUGCGAGACGAGCUGCUCAAACUCAAAGGAUGUCGGACAGGUGAGGCGAAGCUGACCAAAGGCUUCAACCUGGCAGCGAGGUUCAUCGUCCACACAGUGGGACCAAAGUACAAAGCCAAAUACAGGACGGCAGCGGAGAGCUCGCUCUACAGCUGCUACCGAAACACGAUGCAGCUGGCUGUAGAGCAGUCAAUGGCAUCUAUUGGCCUCUGUGUGGUGAGCACGACCAAAAGAGGUUACCCACUGGAGGACGCUACGCAUAUGGCUUUCAGAACAGUGCGCAGGUUCCUGGAGAAUCAUGGAAACAGCCUGGAGACGGUGGUGUUCGCAGUGUCAGACACAGAAGAGCGGCUGUACAAGAAGUUACUGCCUCUGUAUUUCCCUCGCUCCGAGCAAGAGGAGAGGACCUGUUUGCCUCUCAUCCCAGCUGACAUUGGCAACUCUGAGGGUGAACCCGUUGUCCCAGAGAGACAGAUCCGCAUCGCAGAGAAACCAGGCACCCUGGAAGAUGAUUCGGAAGAGGAGAGUCUGGAGUCAGAUCUGGGUCAGGUGGGGAAUCACGCAUUCGCCCGGAUGGAGGGUGAUGUGGACAAACAGCGCAAACAGAUCCUGCAGGGCCAGAUGUCAGAGGCGGCCAUCCACAAACAACACCAAAGGAAUUACAAUCGCUGGCUUUGUCGCGCAAGAGCAGAGGAUCUGUCAGACAUCGCUGCACUGAAAGCCUUAUAUCAAACUGGUGUAGAUAUGUGUGGCAGGACAGUGAUGAUUUUGGUUGGACGAAACAUCCCAGUGACCCUUAUCGACAUCGAAAAGGCCCUGCUGUACUUCAUCCAUGUGAUGGACCACAUCACAGUGAAGGAGUAUGUGAUGGUUUACUUCCACACGCUGACCGGCGAGCACAACCACCUGGACUCCAACUUCCUCAAGAACCUCUACGACAUCGUGGAUACGAAGUUUAAAAAGAAUUUAAAGGCCUUCUACUUUGUACAUCCAACAUUUCGCUCUAAGAUUCAGGGAAUCUAG